Molecule: messenger RNA, 8736 nt
Organism: Protobothrops mucrosquamatus (brown spotted pit viper)
Lineage: Eukaryota; Metazoa; Chordata; Lepidosauria; Squamata; Viperidae
Gene: MIER1
Product: MIER1 transcriptional regulator
Exons: 14
Coding region: 10-1641 (543 amino acids)
Biological process (GO): negative regulation of transcription by RNA polymerase II
Cellular component (GO): nucleoplasm
Molecular function (GO): histone deacetylase binding; transcription corepressor activity
Source: RefSeq, a predicted model, not a curated record
GCGGCGAACAUGGCGGAGCCAUCAGUUGAAUCAGCAAGCCCAGGAGGGUCUGCAACAUCAGAUGACCAUGAAUUUGACCCAACAGCAGACAUGCUGGUACAUGAUUUUGAUGAUGAACGAACACUAGAAGAGGAAGAAAUGAUGGAAGGUGAAACAAACUUCAGUUCUGAAAUAGAAGAUCUUACAAGGGAAGGUGAUAUGCCAAUUCAUGAGCUUCUUAGCCUUUAUGGUUAUGAUGGUUCUGUACCACUACCAGAAGAGGAAGAAGAGGAGGAGGAGGAGGAGGAGGGUGAGGGUGAAGAUAAUGAUAACAACAGUGGGUGCAGUGGAGAAAAUAAAGAGGAGACUAUAAAGGAUUCAUCAGGUCAAGAGGAUGAGACACAAUCCUCAAAUGGUGAUCCAGUUUCAUCUGUUGUACCAGAAAUAAUUCGUCCACGUCGUUGUAAAUACUUUGAUACAAUGAAGGUACUUAUCAAGGAUAAAUUGUCUGGGAGUGGGAGAAUGAUCUUUUCUAAAGUCUUAUCUCUUGAUAUCAUUGGAUCUACUGAGGAACAUACUAGAAGGCAUUUUCUCUGUAAAGAUAAUGCUGAUAGUGAAAUAGAAGAAGAAUCUGAAGAAGACGAAGACUAUAUUCCUUCAGAAGACUGGAAAAAAGAAAUCAUGGUGGGCUCCAUGUAUCAAGCUGAAAUUCCGGUUGGUAUAGCUAAAUAUAAAGAGAAUGAGAAAGUGUAUGAAAAUGAUGAUCAAUUGCUAUGGAAUCCAGAUUACUUGACUGAAGAUAAAGUGAUUGAAUUCCUUAAUGAAGCCUCCAGGCGAAUAGGCGAUGAGAGAGGAAUUGAUGCAAUUCCUGAAGGAUCCCAUAUUAAAGAUAAUGAACAGGCUUUGUAUGAAUUAGUGAAAUGUAGUUUUGAUACAGAUGAAGCAUUAAGAAGAUUGAGAUUUAAUGUAAAAGCAGCCCGAGAGGAGCUGUCUGUCUGGACAGAAGAAGAAUGUAGAAAUUUUGAACAAGGUUUGAAAGCUUAUGGAAAGGAUUUUCACUUAAUCCAAGCAAACAAGGUACGAACAAGAUCUGUCGGAGAGUGUGUAGCAUUUUACUACAUGUGGAAAAAAUCAGAACGAUAUGACUUUUUUGCUCAGCAGACAAGAUUUGGUAAAAAGAAGUACAAUCUCCAUCCUGGUGUAACGGACUACAUGGAUCGUCUUUUAGACGAAAGUGAAAGUGCGGCAUCCAGCAGAGCUCCUAGCCCUCCUCCUACAACUUCCAAUAGUAGCACCAGCCAUUCAGAAAGAGAGGACAGCACAACCAGCAAUAGUAAUCAAAAUGGUGUAUCUACUAAUGGGCCAAGUGAGUUAUCAAAUAAAGAUGACAUGAAAAUUGAAGGACUGCACAUAAAUGGACCAACUGGCAAAAAAACGCAACUUGUAGAUUUUGAUACAAAUGGUUACGAACCCGAAAAUCUUUCCAAUCAUUCUAAACUUCCUCAUUCAAAUACAAGGCAUGAUCUUGAAGAUACAAAUGAAAGGCCUGUGAAAAGGAGAAGAAUCAACAGCAGUGACAAAGAGUGCCCAGCUUCCUCUGAAAAUUUCCAAGAAACAGUGGCCCAUGGGAAUUGUGAAGACCAGGACACUGUGGGUGACUGAACACAUUUCAUUCAAAUAAUUGUAUGGGAUGUCUGCAUUUUCAGGGUUAAUAGGUUCUCUUUACAGAUUCAAAUCCCAUAAAAUAAUUUAUGGAGAUUUUGAAAUACAUUUUAAUUGCUUCCUAAUCCUAGCCAAGGUUACAGUAUACCUUUUAAAAUCCUGAAAUGCAGAUAUAGCAGGAGGGAGAACUUUCUGUCAGAGAGCCCGUUGCUAUAGAAUUGAUUUGAGAGUUGUGGGUUUUUUAGGCAAAUUUCUUUAGGUUCCUUCAGGGCACUAACCUGUUAUAUGUAAAUUAUACUUUGAAAAAUAGCUUAAAAUUCCCAAGCAGAAUUGAUAAAAUGGAAGUGAAAAAAGAAGCAAUACUGAACAGUUAAGGAAUGCCGGUAAAUCCUGAAAGUUGCAUGAGAAUUCAUUGGUGUGUGUGUAUGUAUAUGUGUGUCAACGUGUGGGCAUAUGUAUAUAUGUAUACAUAUGUGUGUGUGUUUAUCUGUGUAUAUACAUAUACAUAUAUAUAUAUAUAUAUAUACACAUAUAUAUGAAUGAAUUAUAUUUUAAAAAUAAACCAAGAGGUUUGUAUGUAAAAUUACUGACAUCAGUGAUGUCUUUCCAUAUUCUUAUCUGGAAAUAAGAAAUACUUUCUGUAUUUUUCCAGAUUUUGUAGCCUUUGAAAGAUUUUUGCAAUACUAAAAAGUGUGUAAUUUUCAUAACUUGUACAGUAUGGUAAAUUUUUGAUCUUCUGAGAGUUGAUCUGAGGAUUUGUCAGCUUCACUUUAUUUUGCUAAAGCCUUUUUUUAUUAAUAAAAGUCAUGUUUCAGAAAGCAGUAGAAAUUUUAAAUAUUUAAAUUGCUUACCCAAAUUAAGAAUAUCAGAAUUUUCAAACUUUUAUCUUGGGACAAAUGGUGACUUAAAAGUUUUUAGAUUAGCAUGAUGCUAUGAUUGCACAAGUGUUCUUGCUUAUAAUUGUUUUUCAGAUUUCUUUUUAUGAGAUAAGAGUCUAAAAAUAUCAGCUAAAGGCUUUAAUGUUGCUAACUCUUGUUAGUCAAGGUCAUCCAUUACCUUAUUUAUCAGUUUAUAUGUACAUUUUGGUGAGCACAGUAGAAUUAGGAAUUGAAUUAAUUAAAUCUGGCUACCUUGAUGAGGAACAAACGCUUAGCCUGCAUGCUGUGGGUCCUUAUGCUGCAUCCAACAAAUCCAUGGAUUAACUGCUUCUGAGGAAGUAGUAAAGUGUGGGUAGUAGUUAUUAUGGCGUGUAUGUGUACUAAUAUGCAUGGAUUUGAGGUACUGUAAGGGUUGUUAACCUUCUUUACAUUUGAAACAAAUCCUUGUCAGUCUGGGAAUAGUUUCAGUAGUGUCAGUUCCCAUCUAUAAAAGGAUUUGGAUUAUGGCCAUAAUGAAGGUUUACAGAAUCAAUCACUCAAUGACAUAUAAAGUCUUUCAUUUUUUUGUUGCCACUUUGGCUAUAUAAAACAAAGUUAACCAUGUGCUCGUCUUGGGGCUUACUUGAAAUGUUAUAAUUAUAUCUUCAAGUUGAUUUGCUCAUUUAAUGAUUUGGCAAAAUAAGAGUUGAUUUUAAUUAUUUAGUCCACUAGUCUUUUAGAUUGUCCCAACACAAUUUUGUUGCUAGUUCCUGGAAAUAUCUUUUUUUUUUUAGCCUUCUGCUUUCUCAUGAAACAUUUUUGAUGAAUUCCAUGCUUUAACAUUAUAGGACUAGUAUUUAUUGUCUGUUGCUUACAAGCAGUAUAACAUGUAUAGAUGAAAUAUUUAAUCUUUUAAAUUUUACUGCUUUGGGGAAAGUGCCAUGGCUGACCAAACCCAGUUUUGUUAAUAUGAAAAUCCAAAGUUUUUGUAGCCUCGUAUCAAAGAUUAUGUUUUAAAAAGUAUAUCAAAGCAAGGCAGUGCAAUGCUUUUAGAAACCUUAUUGCAACUUUUGAAGGCCUAUUUUCUGUUCCUUGUCUGUAUUUUUGCAGGGUGGAAAUGCUUGCAAGACUGUUCAUAGGAAAGUUUAUAAAUAUAUUGUUCUCAGGCUUGUAAGUAAAAUAUAGCACUGUGUACAUUUUUUUAGAAACUUUACUUUGGUCUUUAAUCUUACCUUUAAUGGUAUGCCUAAGAAAAUCCUGACAUUCCAUACUCAAUAUGUAAUGCUCAGCUGUUUUUAAGUAUUUAAUUGUAAUGUACAUCUCAUUUAUGCAGGUGUUUAUACAAUAUUUUAUUCAUGUUCUUUAAAAUGCAGCCACUAUAACUUGAUAAAGACAUUGCACUAGUAGUACUAUUUAAAAAAUCUUGUAAUUUAGCAACCAGUUCAAACAGCUUUUAGUGCAGUUUGGAAAAGAUGAAACCACAUUGCUUCCAAAUUGGUCUGAAAAGUCAGUACAGCUUUGUAUAGUGAUUGUAAUGUAUAUUUUAAGCACUAUUGUGUCCUGAUCCAUAAAGUGCAUUGUAUGCAGUCUGAAUCAAACCUUCAACUCAACAGGCCUGACUGUUGGCUUUAUAAAGGGUUUAAAAUGAUAUUUUGAAAGAAAUCAAAAAAAAUUGCAAAGUAGUUUUUAUAAAUUUUUCACAUAGUAAUUUUGCACUGUUGGUAAUUCCUGUGUCUCUUACCUAGCUCCCUGUCUGCAAUUCUGGAAAAGCUUAUUAAAGUAUUUUUUUAAACAUAUUGCUUAUAUAAAUACAAAUAUUGAGUACUUAAGAGUGGAAUUUGUUUCUUUUAAGAGAAUGUGAAAAUGCUGCUUAAUAAUAUGGGAGAGAAUACUUGAAUUGUUCAAUAAUAGUUUUAGCAAACCUUUGCACUUCGAAAUAAAAUUCUGUACUUCACACUAGUUUCAAACUAAACUCCAGAUAUUUAAUGACAAUAGGGUUUUUUAAAAAAAACAAAAAACAAUUAGGGAUAAACUGAGAUGUAUACAUUCUUGCUGUGAAAUUAGAACUGUAAUAUCUAAGUCUGAAUAUUUUUGUUGAGGGUAUUUACCAAUAAAAUAUAAUCAUUUCUUGACAUACCACAGAAUAUAGAGCUGAAUUAAUUGUUGUAAUAAAAAAGAUCGCUAUUAGAAGUAUUGAGAAAUUACUAGCCCAGAUAGAAUUUGUUUCUUAGAUUAUAGAUUAUUUUUAAAUACAUUCAUAUCUUCAGUAAAGAAAAAUGAAAAGUUGUAACAAUGAUUUAAUAAAUAAGGAAGAGUUUGGUAAAGCCAGGAUCUUAUAAGGCUAUAUUCAUAUAAGUACAAAUUUAAAAAUUAUAGUGCUUGGAGUUAAUAUGAUGUUAGGAAAUUAUAAAAGAAAAUCAAACAAUUUUUAUUUUAUGAUCAUUUGCAUGGAAAAUCAGUAAAAUGCUAAACUAUGUCUUGGUUCUAUUUUAUAUAAAUUAUGUUUAGAUAAAAUAGAAACAGGAAAUAAACAACUUUAAAGAAUGACCUGUAAUCUUCCCAUUUUGAUGUCCUCCAACUAUUUUGAAUGACACCACCAAAUUGGCUAGACAUGAUGCAAUUAUAGUAUAGUACAAUAGGGUUUCAUGCAAGGUUGGAUAUAUUGGCAGAAAACAAAUUAUUUUAGGUAGAAUCUAGUACUUUCCACCCCCAAAAGUACUCUUUAGUUUAUUCUCAAGGGUUGUCACAGGUACCUACAAAUCUAAGCAUUCAAUAAAGAUGGAAUAAUGGAAUAUGAUUAUUGUGAUUAAGAUACGAUGGUUAAUAAUUAAAAACAUUAAUACCAUACAUGUGAAUGGGAGAACCAGUAUAGUAAUUUUGACCAAAGAAACUUCAUCUUGGUUAAGAGAAGAAAUAAUACUCAGAUAUAAGGAGAGGCGGGAAUAAUCUUUAUUCCUUUUUUCAUUUUUUAUUAUAAUUAGAUGAUGCAAUCAAGACUUCUCCAUUAUUCAAGCUUGUUGUCUUGAGAUAAAAUAUAAGUUAGCUAAAUAUUUUUGCUGGUGUGUAAAGAAACAAUAAUAUAGACCUGGAAAAGUUUUAAAUCAUUCUAAAGUAUUAAAAUUUCCACAUACAUACAGAAAUAGGGACAUUAUUUUUAAAAUAACUAUUAUAUAUCACCCUUGAGUCAAUCCUGAGUUCAUGGAGACAUCUAUAGUUUUCUUGGCCAACAGUAGAGAAAGAGUUUGGCCUUUUUAAAUGCAUUUAUUCAUCUGUUAAAUGUAUAGCCUCAGUUUUUCCCCAGAAGUUUAAGGUAGUAAAUUUACACUGAGUGAUGUUUUAUUGAAACAACAGUCUUAUGAGGUAGGUUGGACUGAAUGGUUGUUUAAUAACACGCUGAAGGUCAGCCUGAACAGAUUUCUUUGGGCCAGCUCAACCACUGCAUCGUAAUUGCUAAUAUGUGAUGAAGAGAUGCUUUUAUUCACAUAUCCUAGCAAUAUUUUCUCAAUAUUAAAAAACAUAUCUAUUUUUGAGGAGUAGAGAGAUAACAAAGUCCUUGAAGUGGCAAAUACCAACUUAGUAUGGGGGAAGACAACUCAAAGCUUUCUCAUAUAUUUGUCACAUUUCAGUGCAUCCAACUUGCCUCUCUCAGCCCAACUCACCUCACAAGGUUGUUGUGGAGAAAAUAGGAGGAAGAUGUGCUGAAUGUUUACCACCUUGAGUUAUUUGUAAAAAAAAAUACUAAAUACAGAUAAUGACUAGUUUCACAAAGGAGGCAACUACUAUUGAAUCUGUUACACCGUUAGAGUUCACUAAAAAGUGGUGCCAAAGCCUAAGAUAAUUAACAGUAUAUUUAAAGUAUAGUAUAACUACAUCUAUUGUCACUAAAAUAUUGAAGUCUUAUAAAAGCCAGAACAAAAAAAUGUAAAUGGAGACAUUCUUGAUUUAUUUAAGCCAGUACAAAAAUACAUAGCACAUAAAAGUUAUACAAUAAAAAUGUUUAUUCCUAAUGCUGGAUUGCUCUAUAUAGGAAAAAUAGUAACAGGAAGUUUUAACAGUGUAGAAAAUAAAACUAUUAAGACUUGCUUACCUAGGCAGUAUAUAUAUUUUCUAAAACUUGGCACUAAAAAUGUGUAUAUUACAAAAAAGCAAAUCAACUGAGAACUAUUUUAUAUGGCAGUAAAUCUAUCCAGUAGAUUAACAUUUUCUCUAACAAGUACCUGAGCGCAACUGCCUCAGUAGAGCAAGUUAACAAAAAUACAAUAAUUUGACUGAAUUAUGAGAAUUUCAGUCUAACAGCAUCCCUUAUUCUACAUGUUUAUUUGCAUAAAUUGUCCAUAAGCAUUUUAUGAGAAUUUUGGUGCACAGUAUAAUUAAGGUAACAGUAGACCAAGGCAGCUGUGUGCUAAGUAAUCCAUUUUUUAGCCUGCAUUACCUAAAUGCUACCAUUAUCUACUUAACAAGCCAGCAUAAGUAGACAAGAAAAUAUAUUCUACUGUAAUAGAUCCCUUUAAUCUACUUUCAAAGUCAAGACAAUUCAUUCUUCUAAAUAGCUGGCAGGUGCAAAAUCUAGAGUUAAUAUUUUGAUUAAAAUAUUGGUUCUGAUAAUUGAUUUACAGCAGUUGGAGAAACUACACUUCUCUUUAUGUAGAACUGACUCUUCUGUGAACUCCGGAACCACCAACAAUCAUAGUGUUUAAAUUCAGUGGCAAAGCAAUAAUAAAUGAAGGAAUGAUCUUCCAUGAUUUAGAAUUGAUAACAAAAAAAUGUAAAGGCAAAAGAUGAUUUAACACAUCUUAGGCAAAGGGGAAAAAAAUCUGCACACCCAAAUUCCACUAUUUCCUCCUCUCCCCCCCCCCCCAAUUGUUGCUGGCUAAGACAUCAUUUACCCAAAAGAAAAACAUGGAGCCUGUGACAUUUAAAAAGUUGCUGCUUCUUGCUUGAAUCAAUUUACUCUCCUCCUAAAUGGACAAUAGUCUAGUGACCAAAGGUUUCAAAGCUAUUAGCUAUUGCUAAUGACUGGAAGGGGUUUCUCAUUAUGUGGAGAACAGGGCUUUCAAAUCACAGUAAACCUACUGUAAGACCAUUGUAAGAUUUGCACAUGUAGUUCAUCCCUCAAAACAGCAAUAAAUCUGCAACAUUAUGAAAGAGUAUUUCUGAGGCUGCAAAAGGCUCAAGAUCAUCAUGUGGCUAUGAAGCUCCAGGAUUCUCUUUUCUUGCUUUAUGUUAGAUUAGACUAUUCCAGAAAAACUAUUAGAGUUACCCACUCUGCGUACUGCAAGUACGCACUCUGAAAUUCUGUGUUUACUUUCAACAGUUUAAGGCUAAAAGAAUGUAUUUUAAAGUGCGCCAAACAAUCUGUGCGAUCUCAGAGAGCAACUUACUACUGCAAUAGGAUUUCUUGUUAGAGUUGUUGCAAUGUCCAGCAUAUAGUUCUUUGUCCCUCCACUAACAAAGUCAUAAAUAUGCAAAACAGUAAUAAUUACAUGCUAAAUAAUGUCUCCAGUACACAUAAUUCGGAUUUUUGGUGCCAGAUCGGAAAUGACUGCAUAUUUAUAUUUAACACAGAAUAUGUAAAAUUUACCUGUUUCACAGACUUCAUUUUAGAGUUAAAUUUAACUCACAAAGCAAUUAAGGGCAUAACUGUAUCUUACAUGCAAGAUCAUGGAGAUAGGAAAAAACAGGCAGGACAACCCGAGGCCAACUGAGUGGGGCAGGAUAAAAUUACUUCAUUUUUGUUAGUGUCAUAUGAUAAUUUUGGUACCCACACUUCCUCAGGCUUGACAAUCAUGAACCAGGUAGAAAGGAAGAAAUUCACUUACAAUCUCAGCUUCUUGGAUGAGAAAUCUUUUACAUUCUGAUAAUUUUAGGAUUUAACUUUAUUUCUUUUUAAAAUACAGAAAAAUUGUAAUGCUUUAAAAAAAUUAAUAAUUGAAAGGCGUGUAAGUUUUAUUAAAAGGCAUAAGCUUUUAUGAAUUGUAGCUCACUUCACUGGAUGCAUGAAGUGAAUAAACAGAUGAAGCAUUUGAAAAGAAAAUGCAGCAAGUGGAGGAGAAAAGAGUAGUUAUGCACAUACAGGUUACAUGUGGGACAUUAUCAAUUAGUAAUAGCAAUGUAUUAAAAUCACUUGUGUUUGUUAAACCUUAGAUAGCUGAAGAUUUUUUAUGUGAGAUGAUCCUGCAGUUUUGUUUUAAAAUUGCAAAUAUGAGCUACAAUUCAUGAAAGCUUGUGCCUUUUAAUA